AUGCCAGAAACCCUCCGUCCAGCUUUCGAAGGCCGUGAAAAGCCGCUCCUCUCUUGGGGCAUUCCAUUCUCCGAUGCCGCCGCUCGGCAUGUAGUUCAGACCUUUGGCGCGUCGCGCAUCUACAUCUUGUCUUCAGCAUCGCUGGCCCGCAACACCGACGCGCUCCAACGACUGACAGCUGCACUGGGCCCGAACCAUGUUGUUGGGUGCCGGGUCGGGCUCCAGCCACACAGCCUGUGGUCCGAGCUACUAGAAGUGAUUAAAGAUGCACGGAACGUGCAGGCGGAUCUGCUGCUGACCCUCGGAGCGGGGAGUUUGACUGACGGAGCAAAGAUCGUGGCAUUGGCUUUGGCAAACGGAAUCAGUACCGCUGACGAUCUGGAAACCCUUGCCGAAGGACCUAAAAAGCGAGCUGACAUUCAGCCGCCAUCCGUGCCGGUUAUCUCGGUGCCGACUUCGCUGUCUGCUGGCGAGUACUCCAACUUUGCGGGCGGUACUGAGGACCACUCGCGCCGCAAGUACAGCUUCCAGGCACCUCUGCGCGGGCCAGCUCUCGUGAUCCUGGAUCCGGAACUGGUGUCGUCGACUCCGGACUCGUUGUGGAUUAGCAGUGGCGUGAGAGCCAUUGACCACUGCGUUGAGACGCUCUGCGCGGUCGUGGGUACAACACCCGAGUCGGACAAGUUGGCCCAGCAUGCACUCGGAUUACUAGUGCCCGGUCUAUUGAAGUGUAAAAAAGACCGCAGCGACCUUGACGCGCACCUGCAGUGCCAGUUGGGGUCGGUGGAUGCCAUGGCGGCUUGUACUAGCGGGUCAGUGCAGCUGGGAGCAAGCCAUGGUAUUGGACAUCAGGCAUGUACUUCCCUCGGCCCCCUAGGUGUCGGCCAUGGCGAGACCAGUUGCGUUCUCCUGCCAGCCGUAUGCAAGUUCAAUGCCGCACACAACGCCAACCGUGAGCUGCAAGAACGUGUUCGAGAAUUCCUCAUUCAAGACCCUAUAGUGGCCGGGGUCCUGUACUCACGUGCCCUUGAUGUCACCGCCGCAGAUCUGGGCGAUGUGUUGGAUGCCGUAAUCCGCGAAUUGGGGAUGCCGCGGUCUCUAACGGACGUCGGGGUCAGCCGGGACCAGUUGGAUAUGUUGGCAGCCAACAGCCUACACGAUCGAUGGUGCCGUUCCAACCCGAUCCCGUUGAAAGAAAAGUCGCAGGUACUGGAGAUCUUAGAGAAGGUGGUUUGA
Messenger RNA from Penicillium alfredii, 1236 nucleotides. RefSeq names its product iron-containing alcohol dehydrogenase. Gene Ontology annotation, cellular component: mitochondrion. The record is from RefSeq and is a predicted model, not a curated record. Gene Ontology annotation, molecular function: alcohol dehydrogenase (NAD+) activity; metal ion binding. NCBI's taxonomy places the organism in Eukaryota, Fungi, Ascomycota, Eurotiomycetes, Eurotiales, Aspergillaceae. The transcript is spliced from 4 exons. The coding region runs from base 1 to 1236 and encodes 411 amino acids.